Henningerozyma blattae CBS 6284 is the source of this 3045-nucleotide messenger RNA. RefSeq lists its product as uncharacterized. Bases 1 to 3045 code for a protein of 1014 amino acids. NCBI's taxonomy places the organism in Eukaryota, Fungi, Ascomycota, Saccharomycetes, Saccharomycetales, Saccharomycetaceae. The record is from RefSeq and is a predicted model, not a curated record. The transcript has a single exon.
AUGAUAUCCAACAAUGGAGGUCCUAUGUCUGCCAUGCAACAACGAAGAAAUCAAUUAUUAAAUAAUGACAUUGGUGAUAUAGAUGUUACUCAAGAACCAAUGAUUAAUGAAUUCAACGAUAAUAAUACAAAUGGCCGCUCACCUCAAUCAUAUCGACAACAAAUGCCCCAACAACAACAACAGUUUAUGCAACAACAGUAUAUGCAACAACUACAAUAUAUGAAUCAGCAACAGAUGAACCAGCCCCAAAGGCAACAACAAAUGAAUUAUAACUCUAGAAAAGCAUCUCCUCCAAAACUAGAGCCACAAGAAAAUAGAUCUAACUCAUUAACUAGUAAUUCAUUCUCUAAUUUUUUGAAAGGUAAAAAUAACUUACAUUUGAAUUUUGGUAAGAAAAACCAUUCUGGAUCUUCAGGUUCUAAUCAAUUUUCCUUCUUAUCAAGUGUAACUGGCAGUGGAGGAGGAGGUGCGGGAGGAGAUGAUGGUGGGAAAGAUGAUGAUGAAGUAAUAAUGGAUGAUAAUGACAUUUACACUUUUGGUGAUAUUCCAGGAAUGCGUCAUAGAAAAGAUAUCUUGGGGACUUCUACCGAUUCCACACCUAUUAUCCCAACUAUCUUAACGAAAAAAGAUCCAAAUGAUACUUCACAUAUGUCAAAUACUGAAUAUAGAAAAUUUCUAACAAACCAAAGGAAGAUGAAUUAUAAUAAUUUUUCGAAACAACUUCAAAAUAAUAACAAAAACAACAAUAGUAAUAAUAAUAUGCCCCCAAGAGCCAUGUCUCUACAAACAAAUCCUCAAGGCCAAAUAAACGGUAUGAAUCCUUUCCAACAAAAUAUGAUGAUGCAACAACAACAAAGAGGUAUGUACGCUAGUAAUACUGUUCCAAACUCGUCUAUGACUAGUCCAACACACCCAACUUUUAACGAUCCUAACAUGAAUAUGAAUGGUAACGAUAUAAGAACUAUGUCGUUACAAAAUGGUAACAGACCAAUCUUUAAUAAUAAUGGAGCUAUGAACAGUAGAAAUAGUUUCCAAAAUAAUAUGAAUAUGAAUAAUCCAAGAACUACUUCCAUACAAAAUGUGCCAAGACCCAAUAUGAAUAAUAUGCCUAAUAAUCAAACUCCAAAUGGAAAUGGACCUAGAACGAUGUCAUUGCAAAACUCUCAAAGACCAAAGCCCAUGCAAAUGAUGGUACAAUCUGGUUCAACUAAUAAUAUUCCUACGAUUUCACACUUACAGCAAGAAAGAGAUGCAAACAAUUAUACCCCUGAUAGUUCACAAUCUAAUAAUCUAAGAAAUGGAAUGAAUAAUAAUAAUAAUAAUUCUUUAUUAAGCCGAUCUGAUUUGGAUCACUUGAAUAAUAUUCAACCAAAUAGCGCUCCUUCUUCAACUUCUUCCUUGGGUAUCAAAUCAAAUUCAACCCAUAUGCAUAAUAAUUCAGAUACAACUAAUAACAUAGAAGAUAUAAGCCAUUCUCACGAAAACUCAAUUUUACACAAUAUAAAUAAUGAUGACUCUAAAUCUAAUAAUAGUUCCUCCUUAAACACUGACAACUCCAUGCUUUCAAAUGAAAAGGGUAAGCUGAAUGUGUUAAAAUUAUCUGAACCACAGCAACAAGAAGAAAUAAAGGAGAAAGAACUUCUAUUAGCUAAGAGAGAAAAAGAAAUUUUAGAAAAGGAAAAACUGAUGCAACAAAAGGAAUUAGAAGUUCAAAAAGAUAUCAUAAAACAGCAAAGAGAAUUACUCGAAAAGCAAAUGGAAAUUAAUAAUCAAAAUAUGAAGAAUAUGGAAUUGAACCAGCAGGCUUCCAGAGAUUUAUCACCAAGAGAGCCUACUAGGCCAAGCAUCAGAUCUUCAAUGGUGUCUUAUGUUUCUGAUACUAGUGAUUCUUCUCAACCAAAAAAAUCAGGCAUGUAUAUGCUAGAAAAUUCAACAGAUCUCAAUGCAUUCUCAACUGCACAAGAAUUUCAACCAACUACUCAAAAUGGAACUGGAAGAAAACAAUCUCAAGACGUAAGCCAUCCACCCGACAUAAGCUCUCUAGCUUCACAAUCAACUUUUGGUACAGUUAGAAAUCAAGAGGAAGAUUUAACAAACACAAGAACUAUAUCGGCACAGAGAAAUAGUAUCAGCAGCACCAAUAGCCGUACUCCAUCUACUGAUUCAAUUGUUAAAUUAUCGGAUAGAUCAUUCUCCCAAUCAAAAGAAGAUUUUAAGAGUACCUCUUCGCCAUUGGGAAAUAAACCUGUAUCCACGAAAUUUGCUGAUAAUCUUAGAAUAGCGAAAGUCCCUAGCAGAAAAAGAGAGGAUGAAAAUGCUGAUGACGAUGAUGGUGCAUUCCAAUAUAAAUUAUCUAACUUAAAAGAUGAAAGUAAUGCUCAAUCACCAAAAAAAGAUAUUCAAAAAAGGCUAUCUGCCUGUGAAAAAGCCCAGGGUAGAAGGAGAAGUGAAUUAUUGCUGGCCGAAAAUACUAUUCAUGAAGAAAAAGAAGAAGCCAUUAAGGCUCAAAAUAUUGAAAUAGGUGUCAAUCAUUCGGAAGAUGAUUUUAGUUUUGACAAUACUCUUCAAAAAACCUAUAUACCAAGCUUUGCUAAUGACGGAAAUAUUUCACCAAUUAGUUCAUUCAAAACAAUCACUAUUAGUGCUGAACAGUUCCACAUACUUGAAGAGAACAAAACAUUGAUGAAUGAAAUUAAAUUAUUAUCAACUGAGUUAGCAGAAUCUGUUAGGAGAGAAACUUAUAUGGAAGAAAAAUUUGAAAUGCUUUCAUCAACUAAGGGAUUUAAAAUAACUGAUGUUAAAUCUGAAUUUUCAAUUGUUGAUUUUGAAAAUGAACUUAAAAAAAAAUCUUCAAAAAUAGUCGAAUUAAUUCAACAAUUAAAUACAGAAAGAAUGAAAAGAUUUGUCGCUGAAGAACAGGUUUUGCUUCAAGAAAAUGGAUGCAAGCCAGCUUCAAUCACUUUAGUCAAUGAAAUAAACCGUUUAAAGAGAGAAAUACAGGCCAAAGACGAGGCAAUUAGACAACUUACAUCAAAUAAACAAUAA